This is a messenger RNA of Pocillopora meandrina, 684 nucleotides long. The record is from the annotation of a GenBank genome assembly. Lineage: Eukaryota; Metazoa; Cnidaria; Anthozoa; Scleractinia; Pocilloporidae.
AUGAAGAUCCAAGCUUUCAUGCUCAUCGCCGCUUUGUUGUUCUUUUCCGCUCUUAUUCAGGAUUGUGAAGGAAUAGGGAUAUUUCCACCUGGUAAAGGAAAACGAGCGGUCCAAAGAAAAGUAAGUACUCCACCGUCAACAAAAAAUUUUAGUGGAUAAAAGUCUGAACGAAUGUUAUGAAAUAUACCAUACAGAUUUGUCUUUAGAAGUGUGGGAAACUUUUAAAUCCUCUCCAUUAUGUUAAAGGCACCGAAAUGAUCAUCCCGAGCUGUAACAUUUGGAGGAUGGGUACGACGGGGGACGAAAAGAAAUCAAUUUUACACACAAAAUUUGAAGGUUUUUUUUAGGGAGGGGAGGGGGAGGGAAGGGGAUGACUGUGUUCACUGUCAUAGUUGACCAUAUCGUAAAAUAGGCAAACCAACCCCUAGAGCAUCUUUAAAACAUAAAUGAACUUCUCGCUCUCUCAAGCUGACCUUAUUAUAGACGUUAUCGUGGCUUUUAUUUAGUUUCAUGGACGGAACUUUGAGGAACUAAGAGAUAACUGACUUUUUCAAUAAGUGAAACAUAACUGUACUUAGAGAGCGGCCUUAUUUCUGUUUGUUCCUGUAGGUUCAAGUGACAGCACGGAGUAUUUGUGAGGCAGCUAGAAGCUUGAACUGCGAUGGGAUGGAUCUUGACGGCUGA